AUGAGGAAGAAAACCAUUGCUAAAAGGCCUCCUCGUGAAAAAGUUUACAAGCUUUCCACAAAGCCUUCUACUCGCUCCCAAGAUCGGACAUUUACCCCAUCUACUUCUCCUCCUACCUCUCCUCCUCGCUGUGACCCCAUGGCUCGGACCAAAAACACUCCAAGAUACCCUGCCUCUGCCAAGCCGACGCCACCACCAAAGACGACGCCCUCCAAACCAAGCUCUUCGAAACCUGGCUCAUCCAAGGGUAAGCGUCCUGCUGUUGAAGAAUCUGUUUCUGAGACAGCAAAACCUAAGUCAAGGUCUGUUCCUGUGCGCUCACAAAGAGGUAACCCUCAUCGCCCUCUCAAAUCUGUUAGAGAACCAGACAUCGAUCCUUUUGCUCACAAAUCACACUUCAUGACAUCUCACUCAGACUAUAACCCCAUCGUUUCAAAUCUGCAAUGA
Molecule: messenger RNA, 447 nt
Organism: Arachis ipaensis
Lineage: Eukaryota; Viridiplantae; Streptophyta; Magnoliopsida; Fabales; Fabaceae
Source: RefSeq, a predicted model, not a curated record